AUGGCGGUCGUGGGGCGGGACUGUGCGGAAGGGCGGAAGUGGCUUACUGUGGGAGCACCAGGCGUGCGGAUGGCGCGACUCGGGCGCCGCAGUGCUGCGCCCGUGGGGCCGGGGGUGCCUGGGGGUCCUGGGCGGCCGCGGGGGCGGCAGCAGCAGGUGCGGGGGACGCCGCGCUCAGCGCCGUGGCCCGGACCGCGCAGCAAAGAAAAGAAGCAGGUGAAUUGCAAGCCCCGGAACCAGGAUGAGCAGGAAAUCCCCUUCCGGCUGCGGGAGAUCAUGAGGAGCCGCCAGGAGAUGGGAAGUCGCGUCAGUAACCGAGAGCGGAGGAGACAAGCCCAGGUGGCCUUCAAGAAGACAUUGGAGAAGGAAGCAAAGGGAGCGGAGCCAGACAUCGCUGUCCCCAAAUUCAAGCAGAAGAAGUGGGAGUCUGACGGGGCCUACAUCCAGCGAAUGGAGCAGGAGGCCCAGCACGUGCUCUUCCUCAGCAAAAACCAGGUGGCCCGACAGCCCGAGGUGCAGGCGGCUCCCAAGAAGGAGAAGUCAGAGCGGAAGAAAGCGUUCCAGAAACGGAGGCUGGAGAGAAUCCGACGGCGAAGGGAAGAGAAGGCAGCAGAGAGGCUGGAGCAGGAGCUGCUCCGAGACACAGUGAAGUUUGGCGAGGUUGCUCUACAGCCCCCGGAGCUGACCGCCCAGCCCAGGACAAGCACAAGCCGGGACCAGCCUGGGAAGAAAUCGCUGAUGCUUAGGAGGCUUCUGAGCCCUGGCGGCGUGUCCCAGCCGCUGAGCACGUCACUGGCCCGACAGCGGAUUAUCAGGGAGGAGAGAGAGCGGGCCGUGCAAGCCUACCGGGCACUGAAGCAGCAGCGGCGGCCGGGGCUCAGUGAGCACAGCCGGCCUGCUCCCCGCACCUCACUUACGGGAAGAAGGCAGGACGCAUCUGUGACGGUCUAGGCUCCGCUACCCCUGCUUUAGGGAGAAAGGAUGAUGCCACAGUCCGUCAUUCAGCGCCAGUCCAUGGGAGACACUGCAGACUCGAUGGGCUGAAUCCAUAACGGAAGCUCGGUGUGGUUCAACGGCACAGGACGGCUGGGAGCACAGGCCAGAGCGGGGGCGGGGAGGGCCAGGGUUGGCAUCCAGCCCACCGAGGCUCGAUCCUGGUGCCUUGUCCCUGGAGGCAGGUGGAGUCCACCCACGCUCUCACUGGGUAUGGAGACAGGACAGCCCCCACGCAAUGUGGGUUUGCCAGGGGGUUUGUGUUCUCAAGAUCUUUGGGGAAAGAAGAGCAGGUCUGAAGCAGCUUGAGGGCAAGGACAGGACACUGGCCCAGGACUUCCCCAUGGCUAAAAGGGCUGUGUGGGGAAUUCCUGCCAACGGUAGGGCCUAGCAAGGUUUGAACCUUCCAGCAGAACCUAAGGAGGGGCGGGCGCCUGGGUGGCUCAGUGGGUUAAGCCGCUGCCUUCGGCUCAGGUCAUGAUCUCAGGAUCCUGGG
Neogale vison (American mink) is the source of this 1489-nucleotide messenger RNA. It is a transcript of the gene CCDC137, whose product is annotated as coiled-coil domain containing 137. Bases 1 to 951 code for a protein of 316 amino acids. The record is from RefSeq and is a predicted model, not a curated record. The transcript has 7 exons. NCBI's taxonomy places the organism in Eukaryota, Metazoa, Chordata, Mammalia, Carnivora, Mustelidae.